AUGCUAUGGCGUACUUUGCCGUCGCCAUGGCGUCCAGGAUGUCCUGGUCCGGCUCGAUACCGCGACCUCGAUAAAUGGUUCAGUCGACUACGGCAUGUGCCUCAUUCGCGCAGCAUCCGGUUGCUGCACGAAGAUCGAUCCAAGUCGGCGGCGGUUUCUCCUGUCCCUCCAUCUGUGCGUUAUGCACAGCUUUUGAACAAUCCUGGAAAACAUGAAACGCAUCAGAUCAAGAUCACCGGCCUGGUGCGCAGCGUGCGCAAGCAGAAAAAGGUGGCAUUCGCUCGCAUCGCAGAUGGCUCUACACUAGCAACCGUGCAAGCUGUUUUCCCAGACCCAGCUUUGGCCAAAGAUAUAACAAACGGUGCCUACGUUACCUUGACUGGCAACUGGGUCCGGUCCGCCGGCGCCGGCCAAACUCAUGAGUUGCAAGUGCAGAGCAUAGACUCAUUAGGGGAAAGCAACCCUCUUGAAAAUCCUAUCCAGAAGCAAUCCAUGUCUGUGGACUUUCUGCGAAGUAUCCCCCACCUGCGAAUACGGACAUCAUUCCAAUCCCUGGUUGCUCGUACACGGAGCCAUUUGACCUAUGCCAUUUCUUCACAUUUUCACAAUCCCACGGAGCCGGUGUAUCAAGUUCAUCCGCCGUUGAUCACCUCGUCGGACUGCGAAGGAGCUGGGGAAGUGUUCACAAUAGCACCACGGAGCAAAGAACGAGUGCCCGGUUCGAACCCGAAUGCUCCCAAAGACGAGGAGCGACUAUAUUUCCGGGACCCCAAGUACCUAACAGUCUCUUCCCAGCUCCAUCUCGAAGCGUACGCGGCUGAGCUGGGGGAUGUAUUUGCAUUUUCGCCAACAUUUCGUGCCGAGGAAAGUGACACUCCGCGCCAUCUGGCCGAGUUUUACAUGCUGGAGGCCGAACACCGGGACAUCGACCUUGAGGGGCUAUUAGCGAAAGUCAGGGCUCUUAUUGUCGACCUUGUGGAAUCUCUUCGAGCCCACCGAACUGGAAGGGAGCUUGUAGAGUACUAUACAGACCACAAGCACCGGGCUCAAGACAUUGAUGCGGUCGAUUUGCACGAGCGAUGGGAUCGGCUUUCCGGCCCUUGGCGCACGGUGGACUAUACUACUGCUGUCAAGGCGCUCGGUGAGGCGCAUGAGUCGAGCGGUGGAAAAUUGUUUGCCACCCCUCCGCGCUGGGAUCAGGGACUGCAGCUCGAGCAUGAACGCUGGAUUGUCGAGAACAUUGGGAACGGCAGCCCGAUCUUCGUAACUCACUAUCCGAAAGACAUCAAGCCGUUCUAUAUGUUGCCAUCGUCUAUGUCUCCUUCCAACCAGGACCCUGGCAAAGUUCAGUCGACUUCGUCACCAGACAGUCGGGAAACCGUUGCAUGUUUUGACCUCCUCCUUCCCUACGGGUACUGCGAGGUCGUCGGUGGUAGCCUCAGGGAACACCGUCUGGAACCCUUGAUCCAAGCCAUGCGUGAAAAUGGACUCGUCAAGAAAGUGGACCCGCCAAACAGUGAUCCUUACCCUUUUCUUGAACCAGGAGAGAGCUUGGGUAGCAUGAAGUGGUAUGCUGAUCUUCGACGAUUUGGGAGCAGCCCUCAUGGAGGUUAUGGUCUUGGUUUCGACCGGUUGCUGGCCUAUCUCACGGGUGUGAGCAACGUCAGGGAAGUGGUCGGGUUUCCGAGGACAUGGGGAAGGGCUGAUUUUUAG
Molecule: messenger RNA, 1713 nt
Organism: Exophiala dermatitidis NIH/UT8656
Lineage: Eukaryota; Fungi; Ascomycota; Eurotiomycetes; Chaetothyriales; Herpotrichiellaceae
Product: asparaginyl-tRNA synthetase
Exons: 3
Coding region: 1-1713 (570 amino acids)
Biological process (GO): asparaginyl-tRNA aminoacylation
Cellular component (GO): mitochondrion
Molecular function (GO): asparagine-tRNA ligase activity; nucleic acid binding; ATP binding
Source: RefSeq, a predicted model, not a curated record